Aspergillus chevalieri is the source of this 513-nucleotide messenger RNA. RefSeq lists its product as uncharacterized. NCBI's taxonomy places the organism in Eukaryota, Fungi, Ascomycota, Eurotiomycetes, Eurotiales, Aspergillaceae. The transcript is spliced from 2 exons. Bases 1 to 513 code for a protein of 170 amino acids. The record is from RefSeq and is a predicted model, not a curated record.
AUGUCUGCAGCCCCGCGUCCACCAUUCUUGCCGGGCAGUUUAGAGGAGUUCACUGAACAUGCUGCAACCCACCACUCUGAAUGGUUUCAAUACUGUCGCCUUGCUUAUGAGUAUAUUGAGGAGGCAGAGGCUGCUAUUACUGAAGCAAGAGGACAAGCUGAUCAGACCAGCCUGAAGCUUCAAGCCUCUGAAACGGAAGUGAGCCGCCUGAAGGAAGAACUCUCUGCCCUACACCUCAAACAAGAGAAAAACCAAGCCCGAGACCAGGGAAUCAUUGAAUAUCAGAAGGAACAACUACGGGAAUCACAGCAGAAAUAUCUUGAAGCCUUGAAGGAAAAGGAUGAAGCACUACGCCUAGCAACUCCUGUGUUGCUCCGGUGGGAACGCCUGCGUCGGUUGAUCCCCCAUCUACCAGCUCUGCCAGACUCUCUGAACGCCUACCUGACCCAGACCGAUUUGAAGGUGACCGGAAGGAUCUUCGCCGAUUCAUCUCCCAAAUCCAUGAGAAGAUGA